UAACAAUUUCUUUAUAAACGACACCGUAUUAUCCCUUCACUUCAAAAAUACAUAUUUUACCCAAACGUGCAGACUGCAAAAACCUCCACGGAUCUCUUUUGUCUACAAAAAUGGCAGCCGAAGUCAGAAGAAUCUUCGUCCCCACCAUCUUCAUCUCCAUCUCCAUCACUCCUUCGUUCCCUUUCCAAUGAUAUCUCAUUCGCAUCUUCUCUCUCAAUGCUCUUUCUUCUUCCCAAAUCUCCUAACCAAAUCUUCUCUCCCCUCUCCUUCCCUCUCCUUUCCCUCUCUCUCCUCUUCUUCCAUCUCCAUGCUCUCUUCUCUCUCUCCCCGCCCACCUAAUCCCACCACCACUUGUCCCGUCUCCGUCUCCGUCUCCGUCUCCGGCGACACUCUUCUCAAUUCCGAUCUAAAUGAUCCAAUCCCCCCUCUCCGAAUCGCCAUUCUCGGGUUUGGUAACUACGGUCAAUUCCUCGCCGAAACCCUAGUUUCUCAAGGCCACAUUCUCUUCGCCCAUUCCCGAUCCGAUCACUCCGCCGAAGCUCGCCGUCUCGGAGUCUCAUUUCACACGGAUCUUCACGAUCUCUGCGAGCGUCACCCCGACGUCGUCCUCCUCUGCACUUCAAUCCUCUCCACCGAGAAUGUCCUCGAAACGUUGCCGUUUCAGAGACUCCGUCGGAACACACUCUUCGUCGAUGUUCUCUCCGUCAAGGAGUUCGCCAAAACCCUCCUCCUCCAAUACUUACCCGAAGACUUCGAUAUCCUCUGUACGCACCCGAUGUUCGGUCCACAGAGCGUGAGUUCGAACCAUGGAUGGCGAGGUUUACGAUUCGUCUACGAUAAGGUCAGGAUCGGAGAAGAAAGGUCGAGACUUUCGAGGUGUGAGAGUUUCCUCGGGAUCUUUGAUCGUGAAGGGUGCGAGAUGGUGGAGAUGAGCUGUGCUGAUCAUGAUAGGUACGCUGCUGGGUCGCAGUUCAUAACGCAUACGGUGGGUAGGGUUUUGGAGAUGCUGAAACUGCGAUCUACGCCGAUUAACACCAAAGGCUACGAGGCGUUGCUUGAUUUGGCUGAGAACACUCGUGGGGAUAGCUUCGAUCUGUACUAUGGGCUGUUUGUGUAUAACAAGAACUCGCUGGAGAUGCUAGAGAGGAUGGAUUUGGCUUUCGAGGCGUUGCGUAAGGAGCUUUUUGGUCGACUUCAUGGUGUUGUGAGGAAGCAGCUGUUCGAAGGUGAAGCAAAGAAAGUUCAGAGUGGUUACCGAAAUGAUGAUUCUUUGGAUGUGAUUAGGUCUAAAGAUGUUGCUUUGAAGAAGUAUGAAUACGAUGCUCAAGUCUCUGGCAUUGUCGAUGGCAGUUCAAGGCUCAAGAUUGGUAUCGUCGGGUUUGGAAACUUUGGACAGUUUCUAGCGAAAACGAUGGUCAGGCAAGGCCACACGGUGUUGGCCUAUUCGAGAACUGACUACACCGAUGAAGCUGCGAAGCUUGGUGUCACGUAUCUAUCAGACCUUGAUGAUCUCUUUGAAGAGCACCCUGAAGUUGUUCUUCUCUGUACAUCGAUCCUCUCGACUGAAAAAGUUCUCAAGUCACUCCCGUUUCAAAGACUCAAGAGAAGCACGCUUUUCGUGGAUGUGCUUUCUGUGAAGGAGUUCCCGAGGAACUCUUUUCUUCAAGCUCUCCCACAAGAUUUUGAUAUUCUGUGCACACAUCCCAUGUUUGGACCAGAGAGUGGUAAAAAUGGAUGGACCGGUCUUUCCUUUGUGUUUGAUAAGGUUAGGAUCGGAAUGGACGAUAGAAGAAUGUCUAGGUGUGACAGUUUUCUCGAUAUUUUCGCCCGUGAAGGAUGUUCUAUGGUGGAGAUGUCGUGUGCUGAACAUGAUCGGCAUGCUGCUGGAUCGCAGUUUAUCACACAUACAGUGGGGAGGGUUCUGGAGAAGCUGAGCUUGGAAUCUACUCCUGUUGACACCAAAGGUUAUGAGACGUUGCUGAAACUGGUGGAGAAUACUGCUGGUGACAGUUUUGAUCUUUACUACGGACUGUUUUUAUACAAUCCUAAUGCGAUGGAACAGCUUGAGAGGUUUGGUUUAGCGUACGAAUCAUUGAAGAAGCAGCUCUUUGGACGGCUACACCGUCUUUUGCACAAGCAGCUGUUUGGGAAUGAUAAAGAGACUCAAAUCAUGUUGGAGACAACUGGUUUGUCAACAUUCAGAUGAGCUUGGAGAAGAGGAUUGUGCUGGUGGACCUCGCGGUUGUGUGCACAACAAAUAGCAAAGGAGUAAAUGAAUCUUAUCCAGACACAAAAGUGAGUGUUUUAUAAAACACACAGCGACAUGCAAGCACGUUGUGUCAUAAACUCAUUUUGACCUUUUGUCAGUUUCAUGUCCAGACAUGAAGCCACUCCCAAAUCACUUACUCAACGCCCUUUUUUACAAGAAAAGCUGCAAACUCUCUAUUUUCUUCAAUUCCAAUCACAAAUCUGAUCCCAAACUACCACUAAAAAAAUGCCUUACGCUCUCUUUACUUCUACUACUUUCUUCACUCUCCUUCUCUUCUUUGUUCUCCUUGUCUUUCUCUCGCCUGUCAUUGUCGCCGAAGAAGAGAAAAAACCUGAUUUCAAGGCAAUCCUUGCAAAGAUAAUGGCCGGGCAGAAAAAAGGAGGAGGCAGCAAGUGAGACCAAUUCCCUUGGGCUUCUUCUACCAAUCUGUUUGCCAUUUCUUCUUUCUUUUGUUUGUUUUUUUUUUUGUCUUAAACAAUAAUGUACAAGUGUCUUUGGUUUUAUUAUAUGUUGUUUGUUCUAACGACAUUUUAUUGUGUAGACUUUAAAUAAACCUUUUGGAUUUUACAUGUGUUGAAAUAUAUCGUGUAAGCUUGAGAUAUUGGUAUUAAAUCAUAGAACAUACUA
Messenger RNA from Thlaspi arvense, 2896 nucleotides. The record is from the annotation of a GenBank genome assembly. NCBI's taxonomy places the organism in Eukaryota, Viridiplantae, Streptophyta, Magnoliopsida, Brassicales, Brassicaceae.